UAAAAUAAAUAAGUAAUGAAAGGAAAAAGAUUAAAAAAGUUUAAAACUUCGAUCAUGUCAGCGGAGUAUGACAGUCAUACAAAGAAACGGGUGCUUCCGCCUUGGAUGAAAUUGUGCGAGACGGCAACAAAAGAGGGACAAGAUGAGUCUCAAUUUAAAAAGUCUCGCGAAACUCGCAUUCAGGAGGCUGCAGGGAGCUUUGAUAAAAUUCUUAAUGAUUCUCUCAGGGAAAUGCAUUUUAGUGGCUCACUGAUUUACUCCCACCACAAAUCUGACUGUAACCUUUUGUGUGAGGAGUUGAACACAACACUCACAGAUGUGGAUGGGCCGUCGUUUGUGGGGUUUGAUAUGGAAUGGCCGGUGUCGUAUAGACCAGGUAGACAAGAGAAGACAGCAGUGUUACAGCUGUGUACCUCAGCAGACAAGUGCUACAUUUUUCACUUAUCAUGCAUUGGAGGCAUUCCCCCAGUGCUUGGACAACUUCUUUCAAGUCCUAGGGUCAGAAAGGUUGGGGUUGGAAUACAAUCAGACUUCUGGAAGCUAGAGCGGGAUUACGGACUAUCAGUGGCACCCAUUCUGAAGUCCUGUGUAGUGGAUCUUAGUCUAUAUGCUAAUCAAGUGCUUGGGUCAAAGGAAACAUGGAGUUUGGAUGGGCUUGUGAAGCAUUUAUUCCAAAGGAAAAUUAACAAGAAUCCAAUUGUUCGAAAAAGUGACUGGUCCGAGUUUCCUUUGACGGAUAUACAAAAGAGCUACGCAGCCACGGAUGCUUAUGUGUCCUAUCUUAUUUAUGAGAAAUUAAACAAAAUGGAUGGCAAUUCUGGCAAAUCAAAUAAAGACUAAUCCAUUUUUCCAGAAAGUGA
Magallana angulata is the source of this 860-nucleotide messenger RNA. Its product is annotated as bifunctional 3'-5' exonuclease/ATP-dependent helicase WRN-like. Bases 16 to 840 code for a protein of 274 amino acids. The transcript has a single exon. The record is from RefSeq and is a predicted model, not a curated record. NCBI's taxonomy places the organism in Eukaryota, Metazoa, Mollusca, Bivalvia, Ostreida, Ostreidae. Gene Ontology annotation, biological process: nucleobase-containing compound metabolic process. Gene Ontology annotation, molecular function: 3'-5' exonuclease activity; nucleic acid binding.